GAUAGCUGGCGACCUGACCCUGUGAGCGACGGGGCGGUGCCUGCCGAGGCAGUCGGCUUUGUUCAGAACUUGGAGCGUCGAGACUUGGCCAUCCGCAAGUUGCAGGACCUCCUUUCCAACAGACACUUCACGCAGUGCUGGAGGGUGCACGACGGCGGGAACGGCGCUUUUCUACCAGGGCCAAAGAUUCCGUAUUUACAGUAUGCAGUCCGCGCGGCCGACUAUCGCAUUGUUUGCCUGAAACAGAGCAUUUCUGAUCUGCACGGGAUUUUAAAGGAGCCAACUUUUGACAUCGAUGACAUCUCGAGAUCUCUCGACAAGUUGAGUAACAAUCUGUACUGGACGGAAGAGCUUCAGGUUGCCCUCCGAUUGGUCAGUGCCGGCAUAGAAGAGAUUGAAGCAGCCAGAAGCCAAGAUUUUGAAUCAGGCGUACAGUACGAGGUUUUGAAAGAUGUGUUGGGAUCUCGUCCUGAACAUCGGUACGACUCCCGUUACCUUUGGAAUUAUGGUUCAGUUUGUAAUAAGAAAACCUUCACGGUGGCCGGAGCUACGAGCUUGCUGAACGGAACCCAGCUUAUGUUGGAAGUGCAUCGGGACGAUGUGACACAGCUUCUUAGAACCUACGAGGGCUUGGCUGCGAAAUGA
Molecule: messenger RNA, 645 nt
Organism: Symbiodinium necroappetens
Lineage: Eukaryota; Dinophyceae; Suessiales; Symbiodiniaceae
Source: the annotation of a GenBank genome assembly